Cebus imitator (Panamanian white-faced capuchin) is the source of this 1799-nucleotide messenger RNA. It is a transcript of the gene CERKL, whose product is annotated as ceramide kinase like. The record is from RefSeq and is a predicted model, not a curated record. The transcript has 13 exons. The coding region runs from base 130 to 1746 and encodes 538 amino acids. Lineage: Eukaryota; Metazoa; Chordata; Mammalia; Primates; Cebidae. Gene Ontology annotation, molecular function: kinase activity.
GUGUCCCUGCCCUGCGCGCCGUUGCUGUGGCAGCGCAGGACGCGGCCAGAGCUGGGCCGCGGCGCCCUCCAUCUCCUCCUCCAAAGGCCUCCCCGGCCCCCUGGCUCGGGCCCAGCCUGCCGCUCCGCCAUGCCAUGGAGGAGGCGCAGGAGCCGGGUGAGUGCCCUGGAGGGCGGCCAGGAGGAAGAGGCGCCCCCGGAGGCUGCCGCUGUACCUUCCGCGCCGUUAACGUCCCCGCAGCAGACGGAGGAGGCAGCGGAGCGGAUUCUGCUCCGGGGCAUCUUCGAGAUCGGGAGGGGCAGCUGUGACGUGGUGCUGAGCGAGCGAGCCCUGCGGUGGCGGCCCAUUCUGCCCGAGCGCCCGGCGGGUGAUUCUAAGCAUGACUGGCUAUGUAAAGAAGAAUUUAUUGAACUCAAAGACGUAUUCUCUGUGAAACUGAAACGGCGUUGUUCUGUUAAACAGCAGAGAAGUGGUACUUUAUUAGGUAUCACACUCUUCAUUUGCUUGAAAAAGGAACAAAAUAAAUUAAAGAAUUCUACACUUGAUCUUAUUAAUUUAAGUGAAGACCACUGUGACAUAUGGUUUAGACAGUUCAAGAAAAUAUUGGCAGGUUUUCCAAACAGACCGAAGUCAUUAAAAAUAUUCCUUAACCCCCAGAGUCACAAAAAAGAAGCUACCCAGGUUUAUUAUGAGAAGGUUGAACCUCUGUUGAAGAUUGCAGGAAUAAAAACUGAUGUAACAAUAAUGGAAUAUCAAGGGCAUGCUCUGUCACUGCUCAAGGAAUGCGAACUCCAGGGAUUUGAUGGUGUUGUCUGUGUUGGUGGAGAUGGAUCUGCUAGUGAAGUAGCCCAUGCUUUGCUUCUGAGAGCCCAGAAGAAUGCUGGGAUGGAAACAGACCGAAUCCUGACACCUGUCAGAGCACAGCUUCCACUUGGCUUAAUACCAGCAGGAUCUACCAAUGUAUUGGCACAUUCUCUUCAUGGAGUUCCUCAUGUGGUAACUGCAACAUUGCACAUUAUAAUGGGGCAUGUACAGCUGGUCGAUGUCUGCACCUUCAGCUCCACUGGAAAGCUUCUUCGCUUUGGGUUCUCAGCCAUGUUUGGCUUUGGCGGAAGAGCUUUGGCUCUGGCAGAAAAAUAUCGAUGGAUGUCCCCUAACCAAAGGAGAGAUUUUGCUGUCAUUAAGGCACUGGCAAAACUUAAGCCAGAAGACUGUGAAAUAUCAUUUUUACCAUUUAACACCUCUGAUGAUGUGCAAGAAAGGAGGGAACAGGGAUCUCCCAAAUGUGACUGUAAUGAUCAGUGGCAAAUGAUCCAGGGUCAGUUCUUGAAUGUCAGCAUUAUGGCAAUUCCUUGCCUGUGUUCAGUGGCACCUAGAGGCUUGGCACCAAAUACCAGGUUAAAUAAUGGAAGUAUGGCUCUUAUAAUUGCCCAAAACACUUCUCGGUCAGAAUUUAUAAAACACCUGAAAAGAUAUGCCAGUGUAAAAAAUCAGUUUAAUUUUCCAUUUGUUGAGACUUACACUGUUGAGGAAGUAAAAGUUCAUCCAAGAAACAAUACCAGUGGAUAUAAUCCAGAGGAGGAGGAUGAAACUGCUUCAGAAAAUGGGUUCCCUUGGAAUGUAGAUGGCGAUUUAAUGGAAGUUUCAUCAGAGGUCCAUAUUAGAUUGCAUCCAAGACUUAUCAGUCUUUAUGGAGGAAGCAUGGAAGAAGUAAAUGAUUCCAAAGUCACCUGUAAUUGUUUCUAAAGGUAACGUGCAAACUAGAAGUUUAAUAUCAAGAAAUAUGGCCAUUCUUUAAA